Molecule: messenger RNA, 1504 nt
Organism: Miniopterus natalensis
Lineage: Eukaryota; Metazoa; Chordata; Mammalia; Chiroptera; Miniopteridae
Gene: TMEM45A
Product: transmembrane protein 45A
Source: RefSeq, a predicted model, not a curated record
CCACGUCCUCUCCUUCUAGCCACCUAUUAAUUAUUCAUUUUCCCAGAGAAGCAACCAAGGAUCCAAGUUUAAAACUUUUCCUCCCCCAGCUAAUGCGAGACGCGGCCAGAUCCCAUCCAACACAUAGUUUAAUUUUCAUGGGGCUCUGGGAUCAAAAGGACAGAAACAGCAACAACAAAAGCCCAGCCGCUGUCUGAUUUAAACUGGCAAAGUGGGGAAAAUAAAGUGUUGAGUAAACAGACCGAAUUGGUAGUCAUGGGGAGUUUCAAAGGUCAUGCCCUCCCCGGAACUUUCUUCUUCAUCAUGGGUAUUUGGUGGACUCUGAAGUGCGUUCUGAAGUAUGCCUACAGAAAGCACAAGCGGACUUCCUAUCUUGGUUCCAAAGCAUUAUUCCAUCGAAUCGAUAUUGUGGAGGGAAUUGUAGUAAUCUGCAUGGCUUUAAUUGGUAUGCUUGGGGAACAGUUUAUUGUUGGAGGGCCCCACCUGUCCUUGUAUAACUAUAAAGAAGGCCGGUGGAUCCAGCUCCUGGGCUGGCAUCACACUACCAUGUAUUUCUUCUUUGGACUGCUGGGCGUGACAAACAUCCUGUGUUCCACCAUCAGUUCACUUCCUACCUCUUUAAGCAAGUUAAUGCUGUCCAAUGCCUUAUUUGUGGAGGCUUUUAUUUUCUACAACCACACCCAUGGCCGGGAAAUUCUGGACGUCUUUGUCCACCAGCUGCUGGUCUUGGUCAUCUUUUUGGGAGGCCUGGUUGCCUUCAUGGAGCUCUUCAUACGCUCCAAUGUAACCGUGGAGCUUCUGCUCAUGAGCUUUAUCCUGCUUCAGGGGAGCUGGUUCUGGCAGAUUGGUUUUGUCCUUUAUCCCCCCAGUGGAGGUCCUGCAUGGGAUCUACUGGAUCAUGACAACAUUAUGUUUCUCACCAUAUGCUUUUGUUGGCAUUAUGCAUUCACCUUUAUCGUCAUUGGAGUGAUUUAUGCUUUUGUCACCUGGUUGGUUAAAUCUCGACUUAACAGGUUCUGCCCCUCAGAAGUUGGACUCCUGAAAAAUGUUGAACGAGAACAAGAAUCAGAAGAAGAGAUGUGAUUUUGAUGGGCAUCUUGUCUUUCUGGAUGAACUUUUCUUUUUCUUUUUUUUUUUUUGCAUUGUUUUUGUUUCUUGACCUUUUGUUUGGCUGAGGAUGAUUCUUCCUGAGGUAUAUUGGACAUAUUUUGACUUUUGUUAAAGUAUUUGAAUUUUAAUGUUUUAUUUUAGGUUUGAAAAUACUUCAGAUGAUAAGUUCAUUUUACACAUCAGACUUGGUCUUCAGGACCUGGAGUGACUCUUCCCAGGUCACCUCAAGUCUGAUGCUCGUACUAUGAAAAGCAUUUGUGUGUUUUUUUGCCUUAUAGAUAUGCUCAAGGUUCCUGGGCUUACUACCAUUUGUACUUGUUAAACAUGGAACUACACUUGUUUAUCUUGUUGUUGCAAUGAGAAAUAAAUGAAUACGUGGACCUUGGUUCAGAUA